AUGGGCUUUGAGGAGUACUAUGGCUAUCCUUCUGAGGAGGAGCACAGGGGUCCAGAGGGGUUCCCCCCUCAGCAGGGCUUAGGGGGGAUGGAGGAGGACAAGGAGGCCCAGCAGAGCUCAGACAGCUCUGGCAUACAUACUCUUUACACUCCGGACUCUGCCACCAGUCCUGAUGGACCCCCUUCCCCGCAGUCAACUUCUCAGAAACUCAAGGAGGAAAGUGCUGGAGGGAAAAAGGUCAAGACCAGGACAGCAUUCUCUCAAAAGCAGCUCCAGAUCCUGCACCAUAGAUUCCAGAACCAAAAGUACCUCAGUCCGCAGCAGAUCCGAGAAUUGGCCUCAGCCUUGGAACUCACCUACAAGCAGAUAAAAACAUGGUUUCAGAAUCAACGGAUGAAGUUCAAACGGACCCAGAAGGAAAGUCUGUGGAUGAGAAAAGGGAUGUACCCACCUCAGGGUGGUUACCUGGACAUGAAUCCGAAUUAUCACCAAGGUUACAGCAUUGGUGAAGCUAGAAACAUCCAUGCAUUGGCUGGCAUGCAUGAGAACUUUGCCAGCAGCCAACCUUUUCUCAGCAACCAAAACUACAACAGUGAUCACCAGCUCUAUGGUAACCCCCAGAAUUUCUAUCAGAUUGUGAGUGGUGAGGAUGCCAGCUUCUUUGGGAAAACUCCUGGGGCCUCCUACAGCCAACAGACACUGGGCUACAUCAGCCAACAAAAGAUAAACUUUUACCAUGGCUUCCCUGCAGGUAUGGAAUAUACAGCUGUGAAGACAGAGGAUGGUUAUCCCUUCCCAAAUGUCUCAACCACUGAAGCAGUAACAUUCCCAGGCACCUCUGCCCUCCAGCAGUACCAGUCACCCCUGCAAACUCAAGGGGCACAAACUAACUGUACCCCCUAAGGUUCCUGCUUUCCCCCUUCUGUGGCUUCUCCCUUCCUGCUUUCUUCAGCCUAGUUCCUACCCCCAUCCUUUGGUCAACCAUUUUUCUCACAUGUAAAGUGAUACACACCUGAAGAGAAGACUUUGUUGACAUGGCAGCUCUGCAUUCAGCUUCUGUACCAGCUGUAAGUUUUCCUUUUCAAACAAAUACUCUGGUUUCUUCCAUGGGAGGAAAACAACAACCAGCGUAGGCAAAGUCAGGACUUUGUUGAAGAAAGUGGGAUGAUCAAUACCUAACCUGGAUUUUCCUUAAGACUCUUUACUUUGAAGGAUGCAGUUCCACUUCCAUCUUAUCACCUCCUCCAGCUCCAGCUGAUAUGAGCAAAGAUACUUUAUGAAAAGGCUCAGGGUAUGCAUGACCCCUUUCUUCUACCUCAGUGUAGAAGGUUCUCAAGGUUCUACCUUCUACCUCUUUGUGCACGUAUAUGUUUCUCAAUUUGGCUUUCAACAGAUUACCCUAGCUGGCUCUAGGGGAAUACUGUAUGUGAUAGAAGAUAUCUUUUUUUUAAUGAUGGGAACGUGUGAAAGAUAGAAUCAGUCAUGUGCCACUGACCUCUACAUUACCUGUUGGGUAAGCAAUUUUCAAAUGUUCAGAAACCCAAGGUUCUA
Messenger RNA from Sceloporus undulatus (fence lizard), 1551 nucleotides. RefSeq names its product homeobox protein NANOG-like. The record is from RefSeq and is a predicted model, not a curated record. Gene Ontology annotation, biological process: regulation of transcription by RNA polymerase II. Bases 1 to 903 code for a protein of 300 amino acids. Lineage: Eukaryota; Metazoa; Chordata; Lepidosauria; Squamata; Phrynosomatidae. The transcript is spliced from 4 exons. Gene Ontology annotation, molecular function: RNA polymerase II cis-regulatory region sequence-specific DNA binding; DNA-binding transcription factor activity, RNA polymerase II-specific.